Messenger RNA from Poecile atricapillus (Black-capped chickadee), 3568 nucleotides. Its product is annotated as zinc finger protein 865-like. The record is from RefSeq and is a predicted model, not a curated record. The transcript has 2 exons. Gene Ontology annotation, molecular function: DNA-binding transcription factor activity, RNA polymerase II-specific; RNA polymerase II cis-regulatory region sequence-specific DNA binding. Bases 31 to 3462 code for a protein of 1143 amino acids. Lineage: Eukaryota; Metazoa; Chordata; Aves; Passeriformes; Paridae. Gene Ontology annotation, biological process: regulation of DNA-templated transcription.
ACCCCCGGCACCCCCCGGGACCCCCCGGCCAUGGAGGCGAACGUCAGCGACGAGAGCGGCCCCUUCCCCGCCUACCCCUUCGAUUUCCUGGAUUUCCUCACGCACCAGCGGCCGGAGCCGCCCGAGCCCCCGGAGCCCCCGGGGAAGGCGCUGCCGCUGCCCCCGGGCCCCUUCGAGUACCCGCCGCCCUUGGAGCGCGGGGCCCUCCCCAAGCACAAACCCGAGCCCCCCGCCGCUCCCCCUUCCUCCUCCUCCUCCUCCUCCUCCUCCUCCUCCUCCUCCUCGCACCCCAAGAAACCCGAGGGUUCCCUGGGGGCGGCUCCGUUCCCGGCGCCGCAGCCGCUGCUGGAGGCGGGGGCCGCGUUCCCCGGCCCGCCCUGGGGGCUGCUGGAGCUGCCGGGGCCGCAGCCGCUGCUCGGGGGCCUCAAGCGGGGCCCGGAGGGCGGCGAGGAGCGGAGCUACUUCAGGCGCCUCAAGUACCUGGUGGAGCGGCGCUUCCCGUGCGCCGCCUGCCCCAAGGCGUUCCGCCAGGCCUCGCACCUGGUGCAGCACAUGCAGGUGCACGGGGGGAGCCUCCCGGAACCGCGAACCGAACCGCGAACCGAACCGCGAACCGAGCCCCGCACCGAGCCCCGGCCCUACGAGUGCCGCACCUGCGGCCGCGCCUACAGCCACGGCUCCAGCCUGCUCCGGCACCGCCGCUGCCACCGGGCUGCCGACAGCGAGCCGGUACCGGUACCGGUACCUGCCCCUGUCCCUGCUCCGGUACCGGCCCCGCCGCGCCCCGGGGCUCCCGCCCUGCCCAACGGGCUCAGCGCGGCCCCCGGUGCCGUGCCCGGUGCCGUGCCCGGUGCUCUGACCGGAGCCGUGCCCGGUGCCCUGCCCGGUGCUCUGCCCGGUGCUCUGACCGUGCCGGUGAACGCGGCGCCGGAGCGGUCAGCGCGGUGCUCGGCGGGGUGGCCGGAGCGGUCAGCGGGCGGGGUCAGCGGGGUCAGUGCGGUGACCGGAGGGGUCAGCGGGGUCAGUGGCGUGGCCGGAGGAGUCAGUGGCGUGGCCGGAGGGGUCAGUGGAGUGGCCGGAGGGGUCAGCGGGGUCAGCGGGGUCAGCGCGGUUGCCGGAGGGGUCAGUGCGGUGACCGGAGGGGUCAGUGGGGUGACCGGAGGGGUCACCGGGGUGGCCGGAGGGGUCAGCGCGGUGCUCAGCGUUAACGCGGUCACCAACGUCGCGCCCGGCGGGGCCAGCCCGGUACCCGGCAGGGUUAGCGCCCUGCGCGGCUCCGGUGCGGGGCCCGGCGGGGUCGGUACCGGGCACGGUGGGGUCGGUGCGGGGCCCGGUGGGGUCGGUGCGGGGCACGGUGGGGUCGGUACGGGGCACGGUGGGGUCGGUACGGGGCACGGUGGGGUGGCCACGGGGCCCGGUGCGGUCUCUGCGGCUCCCGGUGCGGUCGGUGCCGCUCCCGGUGCGGUCGUUACAGCUCCCGGUGCGGUCUCUGCAGCUCCCGGUGCGGUCGGUGCCGCUCCCUGUGCGGUCGGUGCCGCUCCCGGUGCGGUCGGUGCCGCUCCCGGCGCGGUCGGUGCCGCUCCCGGCGCGGUCUCUGCGGCUCCGGCCGGGACGGGCGCGGCCCCCGCGGUCUCCGCCGUGCCCAACGGCGUGGGCGCUCUGUCCGGCGGGGUGAACCUGGUGUCGCCGGCCGUGACGGUGGCCGUGCCCAACGGGGUGAUCCCGGUGCCCAGCGGGGUGAUCCUGGCCCCGGGCGGGGUCCCGCUGGCUCCGGUGGGGGUCCCGCUGGCGCCGGGCGCGGCGGGCGCCGAGGGCCCGUUCAGCUGCCCGCUGUGCUGGAAGGUGUUCAAGAAGCCGAGUCACCUGGCGCAGCACCAGAUCAUCCACACGGGCGAGAAGCCCUUCACCUGCGGCGCCUGCGGCCGCGCCUUCAACCGCCGCGAGAGCCUCACCCGCCACGUCAAGACCCACGCGGGGCCGCGGCGGGUGCCGUGCCCGGUGUGCGGGAAGGAGUUCCGCGACCCGGCCUACCUGCUCCGCCACCAGCUGAGCCACGGGGCGCCGCGCCCCGCGCACCGCUGCGACAUCUGCGGCAAAGCCUACGCCGCGCCCCAGAGCCUGCUGCGACACCGCCGCGCCCACGCCGGCGACACCGCCGCCAAUGCCGCCACCAAUGCCACCACCAAUGCCACCACCGCCGCCAGGAGCGUCCCGGGAGCCGGCGGGCGCAGCUUCGGGUGCGGGGUGUGCGGCCGCGCCUUCGGGCGGCGGGAGACGCUGCGGCGGCACGAGCGCAUCCACACCGGGGAGAAGCCGCACGAGUGCGGGGUGUGCGGGAAGCGCUUCCGCGAGUCCUUCCACCUGCGCAAGCACCGCGUGGUGCACACCCGGGAGCGGCCCUACCGCUGCGAGCUCUGCGGAAAGACCUUCGGCUACCCGCAGAGCCUGACGCGGCACCGGCAGGUUCACCGCCCGCCCGCCGCGGCCCCCGAGCCCGCCGCGCCCGCGCUGGGCUGCGGCUCCUGCGGGCAGCGCUUCCCGGAGCUGCUGCGGGCCCCGCCGGGCCCCGCCGAGCGCCCGCACGGCUGCGACUCCUGCGGGCAGGUGCUGGGCUUCCUGGAGAACCUGGUGUGGCACCGCCUGGUGCACCCGCCGGCACCGGAGCGAGCCGUGCCCGCGGCCCCCGGGGAGGCGGCGGCACCGCCCGAGGAGCCCCCGGCGGCGCCCAGCGCCGAGCGCUUCACCUGCGGCACCUGCGGGCAAAGCUUCAAGCGCUUCCUGGCGCUGGUCACACACAAGUACGUGCACCUGGCCGGGGCGCGGCCCCCGGCGUGCGGAGCCUGCGGGCAGCGCUGCUCCGGGGCCUACGAGCUGCUGCUGCACCGGCGGCGGCACCUGCGGCAGCGCCCGUCGCUCUGCGCCGCCUGCGGCCGCCGCUUCUGGGCGGCCGCGCUGCUGCGGCGGCACCGGCGCUGCUGCCCCGCCCGGCGCCGCCCGUUCCGCUGCCGGACCUGCGGCCGCGCCUUCCUGCGGGCCUGGGCGCUGCGGCAGCACCGGGCCGGCCACGCCGGGGAGCGCCCGCUGCGCUGCCCGCUGUGCGCCAAGCGCUGCUCCCACCCCGCCGGGCUGGCCGAGCACCAGCGCCGGCACCGCCCGGGCCGCCCGCGCCGCUGCCGCACCUGCGGGAAGACGUUCCGGUUCCGCUCCAACCUCCUGGAGCACCGGCGCGGCCACCUGGGCGAGGACGUGUACCGCUGCGAGCGCUGCGGGAAGAGCUUCUUCUACCUGGGCUCCAUCGCGCGGCACCUGCGGGAGCACGAGCGGAGCCGCCGCCGCCGCCGCUGCCGCCGCCGCUGCCCCCGCUGCCGCCGCCGCUUCGCCCGCCCCGCGCUGCUCCGGCGGCACCUGCGGGAGCGCGGCUGCACCGGGGCGGCGGCGGCGGCGGCCGGAGCGGGGCCCUGAGGGAGCGGAGCGCGAUGGACGCUCGGACAGGUGGACGCUCGGACAGGUGGACGCUCGGACAGGCGGACCCUCGGACCGAUGGACACACGGACAGGCGAACCCCCCC